Cornus florida is the source of this 4051-nucleotide messenger RNA. Its product is annotated as pumilio homolog 1-like. The transcript has 10 exons. Lineage: Eukaryota; Viridiplantae; Streptophyta; Magnoliopsida; Cornales; Cornaceae. Gene Ontology annotation, molecular function: mRNA binding. Bases 437 to 3610 code for a protein of 1057 amino acids. The record is from RefSeq and is a predicted model, not a curated record. Gene Ontology annotation, cellular component: cytoplasm. Gene Ontology annotation, biological process: post-transcriptional regulation of gene expression.
UAUAUAUAUAUAUAAAAUGGGUGACUGUAUUUAAUCGUAUAGUGUAGUUGAACACACACCAAAACCCUAAAAGGGGUUUCUUUGUAAGAACAAUUCGCCGCUGGAUUGAUCAGACUCAUAAACUUCUUAAACUUCUACCUUUCAUUUCUCUUGUUCUCACCACCCUCCGCUCUCUGUUUUAUCGCAACACUUUCUUACACUGUUUUUCUUGUUGCGGUUAGUGUCACUGCUGCAACUAAUUGCGAACAUGUUGCCGGAAUUUGUUUUCCUUUAUUUAUAGUUCCUCGAUUGAUGAUGAAAUAGCCGAGUCAAUAUUUAGCUUCUCUGUUCGAUCGACGACUUUGAUUGUUUCAGAGUGAAAUGAACUUUUUUUAAGUUUUGAUGAUCAAGUGUUUUUAGGGUUUGUGGAAUGAGUGUUUGAUUGUGGUUUCUGAAAAUGUUGUCUGAAAUGGGAAGGAGACCGAUGAUUGGUGGUAACGAAGGAUCGUUUGGAGAUGAAUUGGAGAAGGAGAUAGGAUUGUUGCUUCGUGAACAGAGGCAACAAGACCCCGACGACCGUGAAAAGGAGUUGAAUUUGUAUAGAAGUGGCUCAGCUCCACCUACUGUUGAGGGUUCAUUGAGUGCAGUUGGUGGGUUGUUUAAUCACGGUGGCAGUGGCAGUGGCAGUGGCGGCGGUGGUGCUUUUUCAGAGUUUGUUCAUAAUAAGAGCGGCGGUAAUGGAGUUAUGUCUGAAGAAGAGCUUAGGUCUGACCCUGCUUAUUUAUCUUAUUACUAUUCUAAUGUGAAUCUAAACCCUAGGUUGCCACCUCCAUUGCUUUCGAAAGAGGAUUGGCGGUCUGCGCAGAGACUGAAAGGAGGGAGUACAGGGUUUGGGGGGAUUGGAGAUAGAAGGAACAUAAGUAGGACUGAUAGUGGGAGAUCGUUGUUUUCUAUGCCCCCGGGGUUUAAUUCGAAGAAAGGAGAUAGUGAGGGUGAGCAAAAUAAUGUUGGCAGUUCGGCUGAGUGGGGUGGUGAUGGACUGAUUGGCUUACCUGGGUUAGGUCUAGGUGAGAAACAGAAGAGCCUUGCUGAAAUAUUUCAGAACUCAGUACCUGUGCGGGAUGAUUUGGGUUGUUCAGCACCUGCUUCCAGGCUUCCUUCUCGGCCUGCUAGCCGAAAUGCUUUUGAUGAACAUAACGAGAUUGCAGUUUCUGCCGAAGCUGAGCUGGCUCAUUUGCGUGGUGAAUUGACAUCUGCAGAUACUGUACAAGCUGGUAUGAAUGUCCAGAACUUGUCUGCUUCCCGAAAUGUUGGUGCUCCUAUAUCAUAUUCUUAUGCGGCUGUAUUGGGUGCUUCCUUAUCUCGGAGUACAACACCGGAUCCCCAACUUGUCGCUAGGAGUCCCAGUCCUUGUCUGGCUCCUAUCGGCGGAGAGAGAACAUGCACAUCAGGGAAAAAAAGCUUUAAUAGUCCAAACUCAUUCAGUGGUGUCUCGUCUACCAUGAGUGAAUCUACUGAUUUGGUGGCUGCUUUGUCUGGCAUGAACCUGUCUAAUGCUGUGAUAGAUGAAGUGAACCAUUUGCCGCCACAGAUUGGACAGGAUAUUGAUGACCACAAGAAUUUUUACUUCGAUCAUCAAGGUGGUCAGAAUAAUAUCAAACAACAUUCAUACAUGAAGAAGUCUGAAUCUGGGCAUUUGCAUAUGCCUUCUGCUCCACUGUCAGCAAAAGUAUCAUACUCUGAUUCAAGCAGGAGCAGUGGGGCUGUAUCAGACCUUGGUAACUCGUCCUUGGUACAGAAUAAGAAGGUUGACCUGCCUAAUACUGCCAUUUCCCCCAAUAAUUUAUACCUAAAAGGAACAUCUGAUAACAAUGGAGGGGGUUUACCUUCUUAUUAUCAGCAUGCGGAUAGUGCAAAUUUAUCAUUUUCGAACUAUGGUUUAAAUGGGUACUCAAUAAAUCCUGCAAUGCAGUCCAUGAUCGCAAGCCAUCGUGGCACUUCUAAUCUGCCACCUUUGUAUGAAACUGUGUUGGGGGGACGCUUGCCUUCUGGAUUGAAUCUAAGCGCUGCAACAUCAGAAUCACAGAAUCUGAGCAGCAUCGAGAACCAGUUGGCUGGGAAUGCACUUCAUGCACCUUUUGUGGAUCCAAUGUAUCUUCAGUACUUGAGGAGUAUUGAUUAUGCUACUCAACAGGUUGCAGCUUAUAAUGAUCCCUCUAUGGAUAGGAGUUAUUUGGGGAACUCAUACAUGGACUUACUUCAGAAAGCUUAUCUGGGAGCUCAGGUUUCACCUCAAAAAUCCCAGUAUGGUGUUCCCUUUGGCACAAAAUCUAGUGGUUCUAACCACCAUGGUUACUAUAGUACUCCUGCUUAUGGUGUUGGCUUGCCAUAUCCUGGAAGUCCCUUGUCGAGCCCUGUAUUUCCGAACUCUCCUGUUGGCCCUGGUAGUCCUAUGAGAAACUGUGAGCUUAAUAUGCGAUUUCCUUCUGGUAUGAGAAACUUGGGGACAGGUGUAAUUGGACCCUGGCACUUGGAGGCCGGUUGUAAUGUAGAUGAUAGCUUUGCAUCCUCUUUGCUGGAAGAGUUUAAGAGCAAUAAAACUAGGUCUUUUGAACUUUCAGAAAUUGCAGGUUAUGUUGUUGAGUUCAGUGCGGAUCAGUAUGGGAGCCGAUUCAUUCAACAAAAGCUUGAAACAGCCACAACAGAGGAGAAAAACAUGGUUUUCCAGGAAAUCAUCCCCCAGGCUCUAACCUUGAUGACUGAUGUGUUUGGUAACUAUGUGAUCCAAAAGUUUUUUGAGCAUGGAGUUUCAUCUCAGAGAAGGGAAUUUGCUAGCAAGCUUUUUGGGCAUGUGCUGACACUUAGCCUGCAAAUGUAUGGUUGUCGGGUGAUCCAGAAGGCAAUAGAAGUUGUUGAUCUGGACCAGAAGAUUAAAAUGGUUGGGGAGCUAGAUGGUCAUGUCAUGCGCUGUGUACGUGAUCAGAAUGGUAAUCAUGUCAUCCAGAAGUGUAUCGAAUGUGUUCCUGAGGAACAUAUUGAAUUCAUCAUCUCAACAUUUUUUGAUCAAGUUGUGACCCUUUCCACCCAUCCAUAUGGGUGCCGAGUGAUACAGAGAGUAUUGGAACACUGCAGGGACCCUAAAACCGAUAGUAAAAUGAUGUGUGAGAUCUUAGGAUCUGUUAGCAUGUUGGCACAAGAUCAGUACGGCAAUUAUGUCAUUCAGCAUGUACUGGAGCAUGGAAAGCCACAUGAACGUUCUACAAUAAUAAAGGAAUUAGCAGGAAGAAUAGUUCAAAUGAGCCAGCAGAAGUUUGCCUCCAAUGUUGUAGAGAAGUGUUUAAUUUUUGGUGGUCCUGCUGAACGUCUGCUCCUUGUGAAUGAGAUGCUUGGCUCUACUGAUGAAAAUGAGCCUCUUCAGGCAAUGAUGAAAGAUCAAUUUGCAAAUUAUGUCGUGCAAAAGGUAUUGGAAACUUGUGAUGAUCAGCAACGCGAGCUGAUCCUGUCUCGUAUUAAAGUUCAUCUGAAUGCAUUGAAGAAGUACACUUACGGAAAACAUAUUGUUGCUCGUGUAGAGAAACUAGUUGCUGCUGGAGAAAGGAGAAUUGCUGCUCAGUCUCUCCACACAGUGUAGUUGCCGUAGGAAAGAAGGUUGUUGUACAGCUAACUGAGGCUAGUUUGAGCUACCUCUUUCUCUCUCGUAUGUAGUUUUGCGGCUGUAUCUAUCUUUAAAAUACAGGUGUCAGCUGUAUUGGAAAUAAAAUUGUUGCUUGUACUAGAAAACUGUACAUUUUGUAGUUUAAGGUUUAUACGUAGAAUCAAGUUAGCAGAGGCUCAGAUCAGAAGAGGAGUGCUACUCCUGAUGCCCCUACAUAAGAGAGAAAAGUGAAGAUACAAGUAUUAAAAGGUGUAAAAAUGGGAAAAUGUUGAGGUAGUUUAUGUUUUAACGUGACUGUACAAAUGUUGCCAUGUGGAGACUUGUCAAUGCUUGGGAUGCUCGAAAUUUUCAUGUAAUGGUAUUGACAUUUUUUCUGAUACAUGGCGAGUAUAAUGUUAAGGUCUCUUUCUUUGUUUA